AUGGCCCAAAACGAGACAAUCGUUGUUAUCGGAGCCGGUGUAAUCGGCCUCUCUACAGCCCUACGCAUCCAACAACACCUCCAACCCUGUCAAUCCAUCCUGCUCGUCGCACGCGACUUCCCCAACACCACCUCCCUCAACUACGCCUCGCCAUGGGCAGGCGCACACUAUCGCCCCGUGCUGGGCUCCUCGCCCCAAUUCCUGAAAGAAGAAGCGCAAGCACAGCGCACAUACGAGCACUUCAAGAUCCUCGCGGCCCAAGAGCCCGGUUCGGGCGUGCAAUCCCUCGAGGGAAUCGAACACCUUGAGUCACCGCCGGCGGAAUACCUCGACGAGACGAGCGUGCGGAACUCCUACGCGCAUCUCGACGGAUUCCGAAGGCUGUCUCCAAAGGAGCUUCCGGGGCCGGUGAAAUGGGGCGCCAGCUAUCAGACCUUUGUGAUUAAUUCGCCGGUCUACUGUGCGCACAUGCUGCGCCAGUUCGUGUUGAAGGGCGGCCAGACGAAAGAGUAUACACUUGCUAGCGUGAUGGAGGCGUUUCAUUUGGCAGAGAAUGUCAAGACGGUGGUGAAUUGCUCCGGGAUAGGGUUUGGGGAUCCGAAAUCGUUCAUUAUUAGAGGCCAAACAUGUCUCGUCCGCAACCCAUGCAAUGUAACUCUCACGCGCCAGAACUCCGACGGUACCUGGUCUUUCUGCAUCCCGCGUCCCCUCAGCGGCGGGACAAUCAUCGGCGGCACGAAGCAGCCACACAACUGGGAUCCGAAUCCGUCGAUAGAGAUCCGAAGCCAGGUGCUAGCUAACGCAGCUAAAUGGUUCCCAUUCACACCGGAAAGCGAGGGGAAAUUUGACGUCAUCCGCGACAUCGUGGGCCGGCGGCCAGCAAGGGAAGGUGGAAUGAGGAUUGAGGCGGAGAAGGUGUCGGACGAUAGGUUUGUUGUUCAUGCUUAUGGGGCUGGAGGACGAGGAUAUGAGCUCUCCUGGGGGGUAGCUGGGGAUGUUGUCAAAUUGAUGCGCGAUAACGGGUUGGUGUUGGAGAAGGCGUCGCUCUGA
Molecule: messenger RNA, 1050 nt
Organism: Aspergillus melleus
Lineage: Eukaryota; Fungi; Ascomycota; Eurotiomycetes; Eurotiales; Aspergillaceae
Product: FAD-dependent oxidoreductase
Exons: 3
Coding region: 1-1050 (349 amino acids)
Molecular function (GO): D-amino-acid oxidase activity; FAD binding
Source: RefSeq, a predicted model, not a curated record